Molecule: messenger RNA, 3927 nt
Organism: Engraulis encrasicolus (European anchovy)
Lineage: Eukaryota; Metazoa; Chordata; Actinopteri; Clupeiformes; Engraulidae
Gene: st3gal3a
Product: ST3 beta-galactoside alpha-2,3-sialyltransferase 3a
Exons: 14
Coding region: 764-1954 (396 amino acids)
Molecular function (GO): sialyltransferase activity
Source: RefSeq, a predicted model, not a curated record
GUGGCUGUGUGCAACAUGUGCAGCUGUACACUGAGUAGUUCUAGUGCCAUAGUAAGCGUCGCAUCUUUAUUAUUAACUUGAGUUGAUGCACAUACCAAGCCGUUUUUGUUUGUUUGCAUCUACUUAAUUGAUCGGUGGAAGUCAGAGGGAGAGUUGUUGAAGUGAGCGGUGUUUAGUGUGUCAGUGUCACCUCCUAGAACUAGUCCUAAAUUUCCUCUGGAGAAUUCCGCUAACAGUGCUAGGACAGGAUGGCGAGAACUAGUCGUCCCAAUGACACACUUACAUGCGACCUGAGCUAGUAUAGAAGAACUAGUUGGACGCGAAGAUACGUGCCUGGUUUUGUAUUUUGCUAGUAUUCAAAGUUGUAGUUGUUAUAACCUGAAUGAACAACGCGAACAGUCAGACCUUUCCAAUUAGCCAGCAAGAACGUCAAAACGAAGGUGGGUUAGCUAAUUGGCUAACGUUAGAGCUAGAAUCUACCCAGCUGAAUUACUUGCCACAGCCUCGGCGAUUCCGUUAUCUCAGAUGACGGAGUAAAAUGCAGUUGUUCCCCGCGGUUACCGAUAACGGUACAGUUGACCAUCAUGGCCAAAUUAGAUAGCGGACAUUUCUUUUCACUCAGAUGUAACGACACGUUACUAACAUAACCGUAGCACUCUUUUGAAAACACCAUUGCCAUUCUGUUAUUUUAAGGUGUGUUUCAUGCAGGGACAAAUGGGGAGAUUCAAAAAGGUUAUCGCCUGUUGAUGGUACAAUGUGAGACAUGAGCAGGAUGAAGCCCACACGCAACCUGAUGCUGGUGUUAUGUCCCAUGCUGGUCCUGGGAUUCCUCUAUUAUUCCUCUGGGAGACUGCACCUGCGUGUUUGGGGCCAGAAAUCUCAGUCAGAAAUGGAUAAUGUAUUCGCCGUGGGACGAGUAGUAGCUUCAGAUGCUCCACAAGCACCACCAUCUGCUCCAGGUAGACCUCCACUAACAACACGCACAACAGCAGUGUAUGACAAGCAGGGAUUCUUACUGAAGCUCGACAGCAAGCUCCCCUUGGAACUUGUGUACAAGUAUGGCAACCUCAGCAAGGGGGCUUGCAAGCCGGGCUAUGCUGCAGCGAAAAUGACUACCAUUUACCCAAAGUUUACGAAACCUGCUCCCAUGUUCCUGGAUCCAAAUUUUAGGCGCCUGUCAAAAGUCAGCGGUUAUUUACCACCGUUUGGAGUAAAAACACAAGAAAGGAUCAUAGAAGCUAUUUUAUCAGCAACUCAGAACUACGGGCUGGGCUCGGAUCUGGACAGUUUGAGUUGCAAAAAGUGCAUCAUCAUCGGAAAUGGCGGGAUCCUCUCCAACAAGUCGUUGGGCGCGGUGAUAGAUGAGUACGACGUCGUGGUCAGGCUGAACGAGGCACUGCUGAAGGGUUACGAGAAGGACGUCGGCUCCAAGACCACGGUGCGCAUCACAUAUCCCGAGGGGGCCAUCCAGAGCCCCAAGAACUAUGAGGACCAGUCCCUCUUCGUCCUCUCAGCCUUCAAGCCGCUGGACUUCAAGUGGCUCCGACACAUGGUCUUUAAGGACAAGCUGAGAGGUACAGAAGGAUUCUGGAAGUCUGUAGCCCACACUGUGCCUAGAGAACCCAGCGAGAUGCGCAUCCUCAACCCUUACUUCAUCCAGGAGGCAGCCUUCCAGUUCAUCGGCCUCCCGCUAAACAACGGUGUCAUGGGACGCGGGAACAUUCCUACCCUGGGGACGGUGGCCAUAACCAUGGCGCUCCAUAAUUGCGAUGAGGUGGCGGUGGCCGGAUUCGGCUACGACAUGAACACCCCCCACGCGCCCCUCCACUACUAUGAGAAAGUCAAGAUGUCGGCGAUCAAAGAGUCGUGGACACACAACAUUGCCAAGGAGAAGGAGUUUCUGCAGAAACUGGUGAAGGCAGAGGUCAUACAGGACUUGACCCAUGGGAUCUGAGAGACCGCCUCCUUCCUCGUCCUCUCCCCCCUCCUCCUCCUCCUCCUCCUCCUCCUCUACCACCACCAAAACCUGGCUCCCAUCCCCAGCCCAGCCCAGCCCAGCCCAGCCCAGCCCAGCAUGGUCCAGCUGAGGAGCGAGGAACCCUAGAGGAGGGAGGGACAAGAGAGAGUUGGGUGUCUCACUACCCAACCACCACCACCCAACAUUGACUCCUUCAACAGGCUUUUCUCUCAGUAUAACAAUUUAAGCCUCCACCUCCUCCUUCACCACCCUAACCCCCAACCCCCACCACCCUCAGCCUUGCUGGAGCACCCAGAACCCACUAAAAAGACUUGUCUCACCUGCUCCGCUUUUUGGGGAGUUGGCUUCUGUGUGUGUUUUGGGUGGUAUAUUUGGGGAGGGUGGGUGGGUGCGUAUCUGGAAAAUGGGGUGACGGUGGGGAGUUGGAGAGCAGCUAGGAACCAAAGGCCCACUGCCGCACAGCCAGUAGAGGUGGUGAAUGGAGGCCGGCCUGUGCCAAGCAUACCUCCGGAGGAAAACCCUUCGUCCUCCAUUGUGCUUGAAUGUAUUCACACAACUUCAAACAUCAAAGACAUACUGGAGUGUUUUUUUCCCGUUACAUUUGUUUUGUUUGUUUUUUCUUGUAUGUAUUUUUGUUCUGUCUUUUAUGUCUUUUUUUCUUUUCUUUCUUUUCUUUGUUAAUUUUAAAAAGUCGUUUCAUUGAGCUUCUGCUUCAGUUAGGUUGCAGAGGAGAAGAGGACAUUUCACCGUCCGGCAAUCACACUCAAGGAGAAUCAUCCAUGGACAGGACAGGGGCGACCCUUAUGAACUUUUACACACACAGGCCUUUGCAGGAGGAACCAGACGGGUGCAGACUUUUGAUGAACCGCGUUACACUGACUGAAGUGAACCUCCUUCAGAAGUGUUUUCAAAGUGUUAUUUACAUUGGAGAAAAAAAGCUGCUUUGUUCUUUGCUUUCUCUUAUUUCUACCUUUUGUUGUUUUUUUUUUCUUUUCCAAAGAACAGUAUUGGAAAUCAUAUUUAAAUUUUAUGUUUAAGUGCUGAGGGUAUUUGUGUGUGUGUGUGUGUGUGUGUGUGUGUGUGUGUGUGUGUGUGUGUGUGUGUGUGUGUGUGUGUGUGUGUGUGUGUGUGUGUGUGUGUGUGUGUGUGUGUGUGUGUGUGUGUGUGUGUGUGUGUGUGUGUGUGUGUGUUAGGGGUGUAAAUUACAGCCUCCAUGACGAUACAAAACGAUUUGAUAUCGAUUUCUUAAAGCAGUGAUUCUAUUAUAUACUGUAUAUUACCUAAGAAUGCCCCACUAUUCGAUUGGAUUUUUUUCAUUUACUUUUCCACUUCUAUUGUGUUAUGGAGUUAGGGUAUUGGGCAGGGGCCAACGAUUCGAUUAUUUUAAAUGCAUAAGAAUGGCCCACGAUACGAUUGGAUACGAUCGUUGGCCGUAGGAUGGAUGCAUCGAUACAUAUCGAUUAUUAUUUACACCCCUUGUGCUCGUGCCUGCCUGUGAGUGUGUGUAUGCGUGUAGUGUACGUUCAUAUGUGUGUGCCUAAGUGUGUGUGUGUGCUUGAGAAUGUUUGCGUUGUCUGCGCUUAAUGUUACGCACAUGUAUAAUGUUUCAUAUCACUUCUGCUGAAAAACUGUAAAAACGUGCUCUGAUAUUACAAGAGCAUAUUUGAUUGUGAUUUUUCCACCGUACCCUUUGGUUAUUAUUGAUUUGGUAAAGUCACUGACAAUGGUUUAUUGUACAAUGUUGAAUCUGAUUUCUUUUUAAAUGUACAUUAUAGAGUGGGAAAGGUAUUCCCCACAGUUAGCCUGAAAAAGUGCAAAAACAAAUACAUAAGCCACGAAUUCCCGAAUUAUCACUUGUUCUGCUGUCAGGUUUCAAAUUGAUUUGCAUUACAAAAUGUUGCAGUAUUUGAGCAAGGAGACAAAGCGUAUUAAAAAGGUUCAGUAUUUAA